Messenger RNA from Dovyalis caffra, 645 nucleotides. The record is from the annotation of a GenBank genome assembly. NCBI's taxonomy places the organism in Eukaryota, Viridiplantae, Streptophyta, Magnoliopsida, Malpighiales, Salicaceae.
AUGAAGGAAAUACUAGAAAGGCAUGACUUGCACUCGAAGAACCUUGAGAAGCUGGAACAACCAUCUCUUGCGUUGCAGAGAGCAAUUGAGGCGUUGUCAGUUGCAGAUUCGAUCUUGUAUGAUCACAGAUUUGACCGAUGUUGUCAGUACAGUUUCUACUUCCUAGGGCAUCUGGUAGAGGACAGCACCUAUUCCAGCUUGAGUAAGGAAGUUGCCAAGAAAAGCCAUCAGCUGAGGCAAAUGAGAGGAGAAGAUCUGCAAGGAUUAAAUUUAGAGGAAUUGCAGCAGCUAGAGAAGUCUCUUGAAGCUGGAUUGAGCUGUGUGAUACAGAAGAAGAGCGAGAAGAUUAUGAACGAGAUCACCAAUCUUCAAAGAACGGGAAUGCAAUUGAUGGAAGAGAAUGAGAGACUGAAACAGCAAGUGGUGGAGAUAUCCAGUGGCCGAAAGCAUGUUACAGCUGAUUCAGGGAAUGUUGGUUACGAGGAAGGACAGUCUUCAGAGUCUGUAAACAAUGCAUGCAACUCCAAUGGCCCUCCACGCGAUUAUGAAAGCUCUGAUACAUCCCUCCAGUUGGGGUUAGUUCCACACAUACAAAGGAUUUUAUGCUUGUGUUUGUGUGAUGCUAAUCCAGUAAACAAUGGCUGA